AUGUUCAAGGGCGGCUUCCUUGCCGACGUGUACAGCAAGAAUCCCGUGAGAUCAGAUGGCAUGGGAAGAGUCGUCACACGCUUUCCGCCUGAACCCAAUGGCUUCCUCCAUCUGGGGCAUACCAAAGCGAUUAUGAUUAAUUUUGGAUUCGCCAGGUUCCACGGCGGCGAUUGCUACCUGCGCUUUGAUGAUACGAAUCCGACGGAAAAAGAAGAAAAGUAUUUCAUAACUAUAGAAGAGAUGAUUAACUGGCUGGGAUUUAAACCGGUGAAAGUUACCCAUUCCAGCGAUAACUUUGACCGCCUUUAUGAGCUUGCAGAGGAGCUCAUUAACAAGAACGGUGCCUAUGUCUGCCAUUGCACCAAAGAAGAGGUUGUAGCCCAACGCGGUGGCGGCAAAGGCAAGGCUAGAUACGCCUGCCCUCACCGAGGCCGACCCAAUUCCGAAUCCCUGGCCGAAUUCCGAGCAAUGCGUGACGGGAAAUACGCACCACGCAAGGCAGUCCUCCGCAUGAAACAAAAUCUAGAAGACAAUAAUCCUCAGAUGUGGGAUUUGACGGCUUAUCGUGUCCUUGACGAGAAGCACAAGCAUCACCGGAUGGGGAACAAGUGGAGGAUUAUCCCACCUACGAUUUCACGCACUGCCUAUGCGAUACCUUCGAGGGGGUAA
Molecule: messenger RNA, 669 nt
Organism: Pseudogymnoascus verrucosus
Lineage: Eukaryota; Fungi; Ascomycota; Leotiomycetes; Thelebolales; Thelebolaceae
Exons: 2
Coding region: 1-669 (222 amino acids)
Biological process (GO): glutaminyl-tRNA aminoacylation
Cellular component (GO): cytosol
Molecular function (GO): glutamine-tRNA ligase activity; ATP binding
Source: RefSeq, a predicted model, not a curated record